Hevea brasiliensis (rubber tree) is the source of this 1176-nucleotide messenger RNA. RefSeq names its product formin-like protein 3. Gene Ontology annotation, biological process: defense response. The record is from RefSeq and is a predicted model, not a curated record. NCBI's taxonomy places the organism in Eukaryota, Viridiplantae, Streptophyta, Magnoliopsida, Malpighiales, Euphorbiaceae. The transcript has a single exon. Bases 90 to 1007 code for a protein of 305 amino acids.
CCAAACCACAGAACUUCUCUGUUACUUCCCAAUAGCCACAUCCCCCUCUCCCUUUGCUUAUCCCGGCUAACACUGUGCCCGUUAGCAUCAUGGCCUCCUCUCGCCCGCCAACGGCGAAGCUUCUCGAUCUCGAUCUAACCAUAGUUUCCGCCAAGCACCUCAAGAACGUCAACUGGAAAAACGGCGACCUCAAGGCCUACGCCGUCUUCUGGCUGGAUCCCGAUCGGAGGCUCUCUACCAAGUCCGAUGACUCCGGUUCUACCAAACCCGUUUGGAACGAGCGCUUCACGCUUCCUCUCCCUCUUCCUCUACAGGAAUCUUAUCUUACCCUCGAUAUCUUCCACUCCAAGCCCAGCGAAACCCCCAAACCCCUUGUCGGCACCCUCCGGGUACCGUUAAAGGAACUUCCCUACCCGGAUGACUUGGCCCGGAUUCGAACUUUUGAGCUGACCCGCCCAUCUGGUCGGCCUCAAGGGAAGAUCAGGGUAAAGCUCGGUUUACGCGAACGGCCUUUGCCACCCCCUCCUCCGCCUCCGGCAGGUUUUGAUUACCACCAUAUUAUCCCUUCACAAAACUAUUAUUACAACACUGCCCCUAUGCCUUCCCCUCCUGCGCCGCGUGAUUACAGGUUCGGGCCGACAAUACCGUCGCCUCCCUCGUCCUCACCCGCACCCCCGCUUUCUCCAUACUCAUCUUAUCACGAUGGUUAUCCUCCUUAUUAUUCGGGAUAUUACUCCUCGGCCCCACCCCCGCCAAGACCCAUCUUUGAUCGGACUGGCAGUUACGGUGGGCCUUCUGCGCCGGUUGAUUAUUCAGCGUAUGAUCAGAGACAGAAAGGAGGGAAGAUGGGGUUUGGUACAGGAUUGGCUGUGGGCGCGGUUGCUGGGACUCUAGGUGGACUAGCAUUGGACGAAGGAUUGAAAUAUGAAGAGGAGAAGAUCGCAGACAGGGUCGAGAAUGACCUCGCUGGGCGUGAUGAUUAUAGUGAUUAUCGCGUGGAUUAUUGAUGGGUAAAUUGCUGGUUGGGUGAGGCUUUUAAGUGAUAAUAUAUGCUUACUUGUUUGUGAUUCUGAGGCAUAUAUAUAUGUAUAUAUAAAAUCUAUUUGGGAAUUUGGGUGGAAUACCACUUGGUAUUUGAGCAUCUUUUUCAAAAGGAAAUAAAUUCUGGUUUUAAUA